AUGAUGCGAUCACUAGCAUUGACGAUUUUUUGUGGGGUGAUUGUGGUUAAAAGUGCUGUUAUUGAUACAUCAAAGGACAAGAACGGAUUUCUCCCAAGUAGUGUUGAAGAUGCAUUGAACGAUGAUGUCACAAGUGUUUUCAAUGAAGUCAGUGGUAACGAUUCAGUUAAUUACAGCAUAGAAAUGCAUUCAAUUGAAACAGACGAUGGUUAUAUUUUGACUGUGCAUCGAAUCAUAAAUAAAGCUUUGAUCACGAAAAAAAAGGGCAUACCGGUGUUAUUACAACAUAGUUAUUUGUCCUCAUCGAUGGAUUGGCUCAUUUUAGGCCCCAAACGAGCUUUAGGAUUUCUUCUCGCUGAUGCUGGCUACGAUGUGUGGCUUGGAAACUUUAGAGGAAAUAAAUAUUCAUCUGGACAUGUGUACUACAACCACUCCAAUAGUGAAUAUUGGAAUUUUAGCUUUCAUGAGAUGGGAAUGUUUGAUAUCCCAUCGAUGAUCGACUAUAUUAUGUUAAAAUCAUCUUACAAUAAGCUGUAUUAUAUUGGCCAUGGUCAAGCAGUCACUGCGUUCUUAGCAAUGGCUAGCAUGAAACCUGCUUAUAAUGAUAAAGUAGCAAGGACGUUCGCGUUAGGCCCUAUAGCAUUCUGCAAUGCAAUGUUUAGUCCCAUGUUUCAAGGAAUAGCUAAUCUAGAACAAAAAUAUAAAAAUUCUUUGCCCGAACUUAUUGGCAAAGACGAAUUCCAACCUUCAAACAAAUUGCUGUAUCCUUACGCGAACUAUAUUUGUAAUUCUACUGAUAGUUAUCAAAAUGGCCCGUUAUGCUUUAAUUUCAUGGCACUCUUGAAUGGUUUUAAAGAGGACAACAUCGAUCAGGGGAAAAUAGGGCACGAAAUUGCUGAUUUUGAUUUGAACUCGCUUCCAGGUUGGUACAACGGAGGCGUUGGCUCGGCACCUGACAGUGUCGUGGCAACCCUCAAUCUCAUUUUACGCUACUCCUCUUUGGGCGGAGCGAGUGCCAAGGAAAUAGAACAUUAUGCUCAGCUGUAUAAUUCAGGGAUUUUUCAACAAUUCAACAAUGGCCCACAUUACGAUCUUACCAAAGUUACUACUCCGGUUACUAUUUUCUAUAGUGACAACGACUGGAUUUCUUCAGUACGGGAUGCAUAUCUUUUGAGGAAAAAAUUGCGAGGCGUGCAAGAUAUCGUUAUUGACUUCCAUCCUUUUUUUCAUGUUGACUUUUUGUGGGGAAAGCAAGCAAAGAAAAACGUUUAUGAACCAUUGAUGGAUAUUAUGAAAUUUGAUUCGGCCGUCAUUUCAAAUUAG
This is a messenger RNA of Trichogramma pretiosum, 1323 nucleotides long. RefSeq names its product lipase 3-like. Lineage: Eukaryota; Metazoa; Arthropoda; Insecta; Hymenoptera; Trichogrammatidae. The coding region runs from base 1 to 1323 and encodes 440 amino acids. Gene Ontology annotation, molecular function: hydrolase activity, acting on ester bonds. The transcript is spliced from 8 exons. The record is from RefSeq and is a predicted model, not a curated record. Gene Ontology annotation, biological process: lipid metabolic process.